Bipolaris zeicola 26-R-13 is the source of this 918-nucleotide messenger RNA. RefSeq lists its product as uncharacterized. The transcript has a single exon. Lineage: Eukaryota; Fungi; Ascomycota; Dothideomycetes; Pleosporales; Pleosporaceae. The coding region runs from base 1 to 918 and encodes 305 amino acids. The record is from RefSeq and is a predicted model, not a curated record.
AUGGCCCAACACUACCACCAGCCACCAGUCACCACUCUCAACGGGCACCUCCAGUCGCCGCCCAUGACGCCCAGCCCCGAAGCCCACAGUCGCUUCCCACCCCCACCACGCCAGCCCUCUCCACAGUACAAGCGCAUGGCCAGCUGCGUCCAGACACCGCCCCUCGAGUACAUCGAGCCCACUGGCUUCAACCACCAAUUCAGCUUCACCCGCCCCCAAUCAUGCGAGCCAUGCUCCCGCCCGUCCUCGGACUCUGACCGAGCCUUCGCUGCCACCACCUGCGAAGAUUCCGAGUUCGAGUGCGACUCUGACGACGAGAAUUACUCGGACCAGGAAAGCGAGCCGGAAGAGCAGCCACCCCUGCGCCGCGUGGAAAAGGCCCAAUUCAUCCUCGAAGAGCUGGACGACGACCCUGGCUACGACUGUGAUGUAGAGGUACUCCAGCCGGACCAUUGCGAAGACGCAAAGAGCGAAAGGAACGGAGUGAAAGCCGAGAUCUUCGCCAGAAUGAACGAAUUGCAGCUCGAGGAAGACUCGUCAGACGACGAGAAGCGGGUGCUCAAAUACCGACAGAAGAAAAAGCGGUGGAGCGCCGGCAUCUUCAAAAAACGCAGCUACAGCCAGAGCGUUGAAGGCGAUAGCGACUACUCCGACAACGACCCCCUGGACGACAUGGACCCAAGCGCACGCCGGCUUCGUCGACGUGUACGCGGGCCAAGAAGAGAGUCGCUGAUCUUCGUAGAUCGGGGCGUCCCAAACACCAACAACAUCCUCGAAGUCGAGGAACCCGAAGAAGGAAUAGUGCUGCACUCAAAAGGCCCGCCCUCCAUCCCCAGCGACGACGGCUUCACUCUGGACGAGCUUCCCUUCUGGACAGCUCACGACAACAUCGAUAUCGAGUACAGUAUCUUUGAGUAA